AUGAAGAGAAAGGCGGACGGCCCUGCUGGCCGCGCGAAGCCGGUUAAAAAGCGAUCCAAGUCCACGAUCAGUGAAGAGGAGGCCAAAGCUCGGUUCCGGAAAGGGCUGUUUGACAAGGCUGUCCUCGACAAGUACACCUCGCAAUAUGCUUCGUCGACACCGUACAAGCACAGCGUCAUUUCCAGCCUGGUGGACGAUGCACUGCUUCGCAAGGUCCGCUCCGAGAUCAAGGCCAACGUCCACUUCACACCCAAGGAGACCGACAUCUACAAGAUUCACCAGAGCGGCGACCUCGCGAACCUCGACGGUCUAGACGAUGAGGCGUUGGCAAAGUUGCCGUCGCUUCUUGCGUUGCGCGAUGCCCUCUACUCCCAGACGUUCCGCGAUUACGUCUCCCACAUAACCGGCUGUGGGCCCCUGAGUGGGCGCAAGACCGAUAUGGCCAUCAACGUCUAUACCCCUGGCUGCUAUCUCCUGUGCCACGACGAUGUGAUCGGGUCUCGCAAGGUUAGCUACAUCCUGUACUUGACCGACCCGGAUACACCAUGGCAACCAGAAUGGGGUGGAGCCCUGCGCCUUUUCCCCGUCGUGGACCGCGAAGGCAAAGACGGUGAAGUGGCUAAGACUCCGCUGCCAGACGUUGUCAAGGUCAUUCCGCCCGCAUGGAACCAGCUCUCGUUCUUUGCCGUUCAGCCGGGAGAAUCCUUCCACGACGUUGAGGAGGUCUACCAUGCUGCUUCCAAGGAAGAACUGGAGAAAAAUGGCGGGCGUAUCCGCAUGGCUAUCAGCGGUUGGUUCCAUAUUCCCCAGGUUGGGGAGGAUGGAUAUGUCGAGGGAGCCGAGGAGAAGGCCGCCCAGAAGAGCGGUCUCAUGCAGCUGCAGGGCAACCCCGACCAACAUGAUCGGCCACAGGCCAAACCCGUCCGGGUGGAGAGCGAGAAAACGGAGGACGGUGAUGAUGUUCCACUGGACGAGGCCGAUCUUGAGUUCUUGUUGAAAUACAUCUCUCCGACAUACCUGACACCGGACACGAUCGAUGGCAUCGCUGAUCACUUUGAAGAGGAGUUCAGCAUCACUUUGCCAUCCAUACUACAUCCCAAGUUCGCCGAGAAGCUCCGCCGGUAUGUGGAAUCCGAAGAAGCCAAGGCACUGCCGGAAGAUAGCGAUGAGAUUGAAAAAGGUGCGUGGAAGGUCGCCCGUCCACCGCAUAAGCACCGGUAUCUCUACCUCCAGCCCGGCCAGGAAAGACUGGAACCUUCGCCGCUCAAAGAGCUGCUGGAAGUUCUAUUGCCGUCCAGGCAAUUCCGUCUCUGGCUCCAGAUGGCGACGCGCUCCACCGUAGAGAGCCACGACCUGUUGGCCCGGCGGUUCCGUCGUGGCAAGGAUUACACGCUUGCGACUGGGCACGAUGGCAAGCCGAGGCUAGAGGUCAACAUUGGCCUUACCCCCACGGAAGGUUGGAGCGACGUCGAUGAGGAGGAUGACGACGACGACGCCAGCUCCGAAGCGUCAUCUGACGCCGAAGAGGGUCGCAGCGGUAAGAAGGACAAGAAGGGCGCUACCAACGGCAGGGGCAAAGGUAAAGCGGAUGAGAGCAAAUCCAAGGGGAAAGGCAAGGCCAUCGACAAAGAUGUUGCCUCCAAGGCAGAUGAGGAAGAGGUGGGCGGCCACGAGGUGUACAUGGCGGGCGACGACGAUGAGAAUGAGGACGCGGCCAUCUACAAGAGCAGCGCUGAUGACGACAACAUCCUCUUCUUCCAGGCGGCAGCUUGGAACAAGAUGACCAUUGUGCUCCGCGACAGCGGGACACUGCGUUUCGUCAAGUACGUGAGCGCCAGUGCCAAAGGCGAUCGGUGGGAUAUUAGCGGCACCUUUGAGAUUGAGGAGCAGGACGAGGAACCAGACGAUGACCAAGACAACGGCGAGGCAUCUGGAGUUGGAGCGUUGGAUGAGUCCGAGGAGGAGUUCAAUGGGUUUUCGAGCAGUGCAGAGAGCGAUUCUGACUAG
Messenger RNA from Chaetomium strumarium, 2007 nucleotides. RefSeq names its product oxygenase-like protein. Lineage: Eukaryota; Fungi; Ascomycota; Sordariomycetes; Sordariales; Chaetomiaceae. Gene Ontology annotation, biological process: peptidyl-proline hydroxylation; regulation of translational termination. Gene Ontology annotation, molecular function: iron ion binding; L-ascorbic acid binding; peptidyl-proline dioxygenase activity. The record is from RefSeq and is a predicted model, not a curated record. The transcript is spliced from 2 exons. The coding region runs from base 1 to 2007 and encodes 668 amino acids. Gene Ontology annotation, cellular component: cytoplasm.